Molecule: messenger RNA, 465 nt
Organism: Aspergillus calidoustus
Lineage: Eukaryota; Fungi; Ascomycota; Eurotiomycetes; Eurotiales; Aspergillaceae
Source: the annotation of a GenBank genome assembly
AUGUCUCUCGCAUCUGGUGUUCAAAUUCAGGAUGAGUGCAUCAACGCAUUCAACAAGUUCCGCAUGACGGGCGGCACAAAGGGUGCUAAGCCCAAGUUCAUCAUCUUCAAGAUCGCCGACAACAAGAAGGAGGUUGUAGUGGAUGAGAUCUCGGAGGACCAGGACUAUGAAGUUUUCCGCACCAAGCUCGAGGAGGCCAAAGAUUCCAAGGGAAACCCUGCACCCCGUUACGCCGUCUACGAUGUCGAGUACAGCCUAGGUGACACUGAGGGCUCUAGGAGCAAGAUUAUCUUCAUCUCUUGGGUGCCUUCCAACACCCCAACCCUCUGGUCCAUGAUCUACGCCAGUACCCGGGAGGUUCUGAAGAACGCUCUUAACGUCCACAACUCCAUCCAUGCCGAUGACAAGUCCGAGAUUGAAUGGAAGGCUGUCCUUGCCGAGGCCAGCGGUGGCAAGGCCAAAUAG